GUGUAGAAAAUCCUUGUUGACACAAGGUCUGAGAAUGAACUUAUCCAUGGUUAAUAAUGUCGAAAUGGGAGUGCUUUUGGCACAUUUGUCUUAACCACUCUUUAGUCUCGCUUGAUGGUGUUGGUUAUUUCUUCUGAAUAUGUUUCAGAGACUUGUGUUGAAGCACUUCCAGGAGUUGUCCAAAGAAUCAGACAAAAAAAGAAUUCGAUAGCUGGAUAUAGCAACAAAUCUACAAAAGUUUUUACAAUUCAACGUUGCAAGCUCACACCUUUCAAGGUUCUAAAGAGUGUCUAUCUUGGUCACACUUUUGUAGGUUGAGCCUAUCUCUUUGCUGAACUUUUGGGUUCAGUUUGAAGACCUAUGACUUCUGCGAGACUCCAAUAAAAGGGAAUUUUUUCUA
This is a messenger RNA of Galdieria sulphuraria, 400 nucleotides long. RefSeq lists its product as uncharacterized. The record is from RefSeq and is a predicted model, not a curated record. The coding region runs from base 115 to 318 and encodes 67 amino acids. The transcript is spliced from 3 exons. Lineage: Eukaryota; Rhodophyta; Bangiophyceae; Galdieriales; Galdieriaceae.